Molecule: messenger RNA, 357 nt
Organism: Ilex paraguariensis (yerba mate)
Lineage: Eukaryota; Viridiplantae; Streptophyta; Magnoliopsida; Aquifoliales; Aquifoliaceae
Source: the annotation of a GenBank genome assembly
AUGGAUUCACCAUCACUAGACACCUACAUCGCUGCUAUCAGGAGGUCGCAGAAAAAGAGCAUGGAGGCAAGUAGGAAGACAAAGAAAAGGAUCCCCAAACUAGGUGAAUUCAUAGGAGGUACCAUGGAUAGCGUCAUAGGCUUCUCCAAGACAAGGCAAGGAGGCGCAAGGGCCGUUGGAGUAGCUGGACUGGGCGACGCUAUUGCUGGUAGUAUGGGUGACGCUAGGGGCACUAGAGGUGGCGCCAGAGGCAGCUUCAAAGCCGCGGCUGGAGGCGACCUGGGUGACGCCACUGCUGGUAGCCUGGGCGACACCAGAGGUGAUGGAUGUGCGCGUCAGAGGCAUCUAGGGAAAUGA